Messenger RNA from Acyrthosiphon pisum (pea aphid), 1724 nucleotides. Its product is annotated as synaptosomal-associated protein 25-like. Gene Ontology annotation, biological process: exocytosis; synaptic vesicle fusion to presynaptic active zone membrane; synaptic vesicle priming. Lineage: Eukaryota; Metazoa; Arthropoda; Insecta; Hemiptera; Aphididae. Gene Ontology annotation, cellular component: SNARE complex; plasma membrane. The transcript is spliced from 7 exons. Gene Ontology annotation, molecular function: syntaxin binding; SNAP receptor activity. The record is from RefSeq and is a predicted model, not a curated record. The coding region runs from base 560 to 1183 and encodes 207 amino acids.
CUCGCACACACAGAGCUGGCAUUCGCACGGCGGCGUAAAAACGGUCUGUUGCGCUCCUAGUUUUCCGUUUCCACCCCGUCGGCGACGCACGUACCCCGCGUGUUAGACAUUAUUAUUGUUACAUCGUCCGCGAACAAUAAUACGCCGCCGUUCGAUCGGCUCUCGCUGACGAGUCGAUAAUAAUAAUAUUAUAAUAUAAUAAUAAUUAGCCGCUUGAAAACGUGUUAUUCGUCACGACGUCAACCGGCUACGAAUUAUAAUAAUUACGAUCGAUAACGACGACAUUAAUAAUUAAUAAUCCCCCCCGUUUACUAUAGUAUAAUAUUAUCAUUUAUUAUUGAAUAAUAUCAGUACGCGGACGCGAUCGGCUCACGUCUCAUACGCGCAGUGCUCGCGAGACUGCUGUCAGGUCUGUGAAGAUCGUCCGCGCGCCUGUCGUGGUGUCAACAGGAAAUAAAUAAUAUUUCCAACGAAAUAUCCACACGGCGACUUCGGGCCGAUAAAGCGAUAACGACAAUAAUAAUAAUAAUAAUAUUUUAAAUAUUAUUAUAACUCAAUCAUGCCAGCCAUCGUAGCCAACGAGUUGCAAGACAUGCAAUUGCGGUCGGCCCACGUAACGGACGAGUCUCUGGAGAGCACCCGUCGGAUGAUCGAACUCUGCGAAGGGACAAAGGAAGCAGCCAUUAAAGCUCUAGUUGAGUUAGAUGAUCAAGGCGAGAAAAUGGACAGGAUCGAGGAGGGGAUGGAUCAAAUAAACGCGGACAUGAAGGAAGCGGAGAAGAACCUUACCGGCAUGGAGAAAUGUUGUGGUAUUUGCGUGGUGCCUUGCAACAAGUCGACAUCUUUCAAAGAGGACGAAGGCACGUGGAAGGGAAACGAAGAUGGAAAAGUAAUAAACAAACAACCGCAGCGUGUGAUCGAGGGGCCGAACAUUACGCCACAGGGUGGAUACAUAGUGAAUAUGCAUUCGUGUAGGAUUACAAACGACGCCCGAGAAACGGAAAUGGAUGAAAACUUGGGACAAGUGAACACGAUGAUUGGUAACUUGAGAAACAUGGCGUUGGAUAUGGGUUCCGAGCUUGAAAAUCAAAACCAGCAGAUCGAAAAAAUCAGCACAAAGACAAAGUCAAAUGAUUUGCGGAUUUCAGCGGCCAACCAAAGGACCAGAAAUCUUCUUAAAUAAACUACUAAACUUUAACCAUCUUAUGUGCAUGCUAUAUGUGGUUGUCAUAAGCGAAAAUUAUGUAUGGAUUUUUUUUUUAAAUACUCAAACUUCAUGAGUAAAUAUCGUGUCUUCCCUUCAUGUCGUGUUAUACUAUACAGCAUUAAAUAAUUAAUAAUAGUAUAGAAAUAGGUUUAUAAAAUAAUAAUAAUUUAUAGAUGUAUUACAUGUGGUUUGUAGUAGGUACCUACCUAGUACCUAUAUAUUAUAAUAAAAUAUAUACUAUCCGCUUCUGUCUAAUGACUCAUGUAGAUAGAUACAAAAUGUCUAUUAAUAUCGGUAUUCAUAAAAUUCUCAUUCGCAACUUUCACUCACUCGUGACAAGUUUUCGUAUUAGCAAGUGUCAAAAUUAAUUUUUUUGAUGGACAGUUUUGGAUUUUUUUAUAGAAACCUUAUAUGAAGGUUUCAAGUUUGUACCAUUUGUAUAUAUAGCAUUUGCUGUCCAUCAACAAGUAAAAAAAUACAUCCCUUCACAUUUUAUAUGAUGUAUAUAAUAUGCACG